This is a messenger RNA of Homarus americanus (American lobster), 2927 nucleotides long. RefSeq names its product protein O-linked-mannose beta-1,2-N-acetylglucosaminyltransferase 1-like. Gene Ontology annotation, cellular component: Golgi membrane. The transcript is spliced from 14 exons. The record is from RefSeq and is a predicted model, not a curated record. The coding region runs from base 68 to 2017 and encodes 649 amino acids. Gene Ontology annotation, biological process: protein O-linked glycosylation via N-acetylgalactosamine. NCBI's taxonomy places the organism in Eukaryota, Metazoa, Arthropoda, Malacostraca, Decapoda, Nephropidae. Gene Ontology annotation, molecular function: beta-1,3-galactosyl-O-glycosyl-glycoprotein beta-1,3-N-acetylglucosaminyltransferase activity.
CAGAGUUCCAGGCAGUCUAUGGCAACCAACAACAACACAAAGUCAGCUAACCUUUGACAACGCUGUCAUGAAGAGAUUCUCACUUGUAUCAGCUUGCCGUAAUGUUGGCUCCAUCGGGAUCACCGUCUUCAUUGGAUUUGGAUUGUAUGGCAUUUAUGAAUUCUUCUUUGGAUCUCUCCCAGUACACACAGUUGAAUUCUACCAGGAAAAUACAACAGUGCCUUUCCCAUUUCAAGACCAUGGAGAGAGGAUAGUGUCUCAGUACAUGCAGAUUGGAGAGAUCCUACCAAACUGUGGCGUGAAUUAUGUCUGUCCGCACGACCACUUUCCCGUUCACGUGUACAGCGGCAAGAGUAAAGAUGAUAUGCCAAAGAUAUGUGUAUCAGGAAAAUAUGUUAUCCAAAAAGAUAUCAAUAAUGGUGGACGAGGGAUGAACUUGGUGGUUGUUGACUCAUAUCGGAUGAAGCCAGUAAAUGCACGUCGCUUUGAUACCUACGCAAUGGACUCCAGUGAGAUGGAGCUGUUCCUGAUGCGUGAAGUGCGGCAGGGAGACAUACUCAUUGCUAUGACGUUUGAUGAAGCCUCAAGAAACUUAGGAGUCAUGGCUAAGAAUUUACUUGCUGAUUUAGGCAGUAGCCAGGUUCAAAACUUACAGUUCCGAGGUCAGUGGUACAUGAUCUCACAGCGAGGGAUGAAAGGCUUUUCACCUUAUGAGAUUCUGAAGGCUUCCAAAGGUGGUUUGUGGUCUCCGAUUGAUGAACACCUCUGCGUGCCUCAUCAAUUGAAAGGACGCAUCAUCAUGCCGGACCCAAAGGUGAUGCAGAAUAAUGCUCGGACAAAAUUCUGUGAACAGCACUCCUACAUCUCUGACUUCUGUUCAGUUGAUCAGCGGAAUAUGCCACUCAAACCUGCAAUGCUGACAAACCGACAGUUAGUUGGCAGUGCAAUGUUCAUGACUCCAAUUAUGGUGGUUGCUGGGAUGUCUCUCUCCUCAUUAACACUGUCAUUAGAGACUCUACUGAGUCAACCAGGGAUACAACCCCGCUACGUGGUGGUGGUGUAUAAUCCUGAACUCAUUAAGGAUGUGGCUCAGCUCUGUCAGCUCUUUGGGUUUAAUGCAAAAGCCACCAGUGUGAAAGAAUACCACAGAAUAAUGGCAGUGGUGUUUGAGACAGCUCAUGCCCUAUUUCCUGGGUCAUCAUAUGUGACAGUAUUAGAGGAAGGUUUACUGUUAGCUCCUGACUUCAUGGCUUACACUGCCAGUGUCCUGCCUCUGCUCUAUGACCCCACCAUAUUAGCUGUGUCUGCCUGGAAUCCUAAUGGUUUUCCAAAUGUGUCAUCUCGGCCUGAUAUUGUGUACAGGGUGGAGGAUUUCCCUGGUCAAGCAUUCACAAUACGUAUGGCUACUUAUAUAAAGGAACUAAAACCAAACAUGAAACAGUGUUGUAACAAACGUGGCUGGGAGGGCUGGUUAGAGCUUGGCCGUUGGGAAAGAGAGACAGUCGUACCGGAUGUGUCACGUGUGCUGCGUCGUCCAGUGGGGCCUGACCUUGAACCAGUCACACCAUUGAUCAGUUCUCUCUUCCACCGUCUUCGUGCUACCAACCUAGAGAUGACCUCACCCCUCAGCAAUGCAGACACUCUCACUGCUGAACGAUAUGAAAAUCGUUUGAUGGAGCUAUUGAAUUCCAGUCAUGCUCACAUGGUCAAACUAAGCAAGGAGGCAGUUGUCAAGUGUGCUACAACUGAGUCCUUCAGUAAUUUAAAAUUAGUCUUUGAUGACAAGCAAGCAGUUUAUGUUGUACCAUACAAGGAGCUGGACUUGACAGGAUAUGGGGGCAUGAAGUUACUUUGUCGUUGUUUUGGACUCUUCUAUGAGGAACACUCCACACCACGAGGGUUGCAUCGCGGCAUGUUGCGGUUCAGCAUGAAAGGAAAUGAUAUAAUUUUUCUUAGCAAUAAGAAUCAACAUUUUCUGAUGCCACACUACAAUGGAACUUCACUUGGCUUACCAUAAGUAUUGGUAAGAGAAGUUGAUGGAAUGUGAUAAUUCUUACAGUACAGGUAUUACAAUUUACAGCACAAACUUCUAACUUGGCACGCUUCAGAUAUUGUAUUAGUCUUUUAGCGGCGAAAUUCAAGUGUCUGAAAGUUUUAAUCAGUAAAAAUGUAACAAAAAAUUAUGUGUGGCUCUGGUAACCUGACAUAUAUUUUUCACCCACCGAUUAUGAAUUUUUAGGCUAUAAACCCUUUAUGUAUAGGGUCCCCUCUGAGCUGAAUAAAAUCGUCAGGCAUUACCCAAAAUAAAAUAUCAAAAGUGAUGUCCCUGUAGUGAAGGGGUUAGAAGAAAAUUGAGGCUCAUUUCUUGUGCCUUUACCUGAUACCAGAACUACAGAUACUUUUGAGUUCAACUUAAUAAGAAAUGAGUAAGUGAUAAUAAGCAGAGCUGUUGUUCAUGCAGAGUUUUAUUUUGAUGUAACAGAUUGCAAUACCUGUAUAAAGUUUAGCAUUUCCACACAAAAGGGAUCAAAUGAUUUUUAAGGGAACACAUUCUUCCAGCAAGGUUAGUAUUCCUAUUUAUUAGGUGUGGUAAUGUGUGAUUGACAGAUUUAUUUCAUGUUUUUCAUUAUGAUGAGGGUGAGUUUUCACCAUGUCAUUCUAGUCAUUGCUAGACAGAUCAUCUCAAAUGUGUAAAGUGAUAAUCCAGCUAGAAGGAAAUUAUGUACUGUACUGGUCAUUAGUUUAUAUGCAUUCAGUGUGUGACUCUUGUUAUAUAUGAAAACUGAACUUAUUUGUGAAGAAUUAGGUUCUUGAAAAGUAUGUUGAUUAAUGAACUUUUUUAUAUAAAUUUUUUUUUUAUUAAUUGACUUCAUUUCUUCAUACAGUGGGGUAUGGUAUAACCAAUCUAAUUGGUUCUAGAACCUUGU